AUGUCGUCUUUCACAGCAAAGAAAGUCGUCCGGACAUAUUCGCGACAGAAGAAACGCCCGUUUUACGAUGAGGAACUGUCCAAUACCAAGCGAAGACGCGUCGAAAGCGCGUUCGAAAGUGUCGAAAUCGAAGACGUGACAACCACCACUCUUGACACGCCUCUAAAGAGUCCUUCUCGCGCACGCGACAGCUCUGUACCUCCCACAUCAAGCCCGAAAGAAUCACCUGCGUUGUUCUCCGACAAAGUCUUUCGAUCUACCCCUCCUUCGUCUCCAGGACCGCGUGGUUCUUCGGCGCCUUCAUCUCCACCUCCGCGUAGCUCCCCUUCGCCUCUACAACGUCGGCGACCUGUAUUUUCACUCUUCAAGAAGAAAGUCAAGCCUGAGCGGCCAGCGACAGAGCCGCUGUUGCAGCGAAGUCACAAUGCGCAGAGCUCGCCAAAACAGCCACCCAAGAAGAAGCGCAUGGUGCAAAUGCAGCUAGAUCUAGCAGGAGAACACCGAAAGACAUGCAAGACCUGCGGGAUGGAGUACAUACCAUCCAACGCUGAAGAUGCGGCUCUACACAAAAAGUUUCAUGCGAUGAACCUUGGGGGUGUGGACUUUACGAGGGCUAUGACCGAGCGCUUCAGGCAGCGUCAGAUCUGGAGUGGGGGCGAGGGAAGCUUCAUUGCGGUUAUAGGGCGGAAGGACGCGCUUGUGCUGCGCAACAGAGCGAGCGAUGUUCUGAAGGUUGUCAAUUCGGAACUUGCGGCUGUGCCUAUAUCAGAUGAGGAGCUGUGGAGUCAAGCGGGGGUUGCAGGAUCUGAAAAUGCGACAACACCCAGCGCGAAGGUGCAGACUUCCAGCGCAAGUGCAUCGCCUACAACGGGGGACAGAUUCAAGGUGUACCUCUACAUCCGCGGUCAGAAAUGCGUGGGCGCGUGUCUGACAGAGAGAAUCCAGGAGGCUUUUACUGUGCUGGAACAGGCUGAUGCGUCAGAGCAAGUCUGUCGGCUGCCUACUGACUCUGAGAGCUCGUCCGUCUCCAUCAGCACAACGGCGGACCCGGCUAUGCUGGGUAUCUCGCGCAUCUGGACGUCGACCCAGCAGCGGAAACAGGGCGUGGCAAGGAAAUUACUCGAUUGUGCAAGGAGUGACUUUCUGUACGGCAUGGUGGUGGACAAGGAGAAGACGGCCUUCAGCCAACCGACAGAGAGCGGGCAGAAUCUGGCGCGGAAGUGGUUUGGUUGCCGGGCUGGGUGGCAUGUGUAUAUCGAUUGA
Dothidotthia symphoricarpi CBS 119687 is the source of this 1263-nucleotide messenger RNA. Its product is annotated as sister chromatid cohesion acetyltransferas-like protein Eco1. Gene Ontology annotation, molecular function: protein-lysine-acetyltransferase activity. The transcript has 2 exons. Gene Ontology annotation, cellular component: nucleus; chromatin. The record is from RefSeq and is a predicted model, not a curated record. Gene Ontology annotation, biological process: mitotic sister chromatid cohesion. Bases 1 to 1263 code for a protein of 420 amino acids. NCBI's taxonomy places the organism in Eukaryota, Fungi, Ascomycota, Dothideomycetes, Pleosporales, Dothidotthiaceae.